Molecule: messenger RNA, 2382 nt
Organism: Biomphalaria glabrata
Lineage: Eukaryota; Metazoa; Mollusca; Gastropoda; Planorbidae
Product: sodium- and chloride-dependent glycine transporter 1-like
Exons: 15
Coding region: 184-2100 (638 amino acids)
Biological process (GO): sodium ion transmembrane transport
Cellular component (GO): membrane
Source: RefSeq, a predicted model, not a curated record
UGAUAGAGCAUUGAGUCAUUUCAAACUAUUUAUUGGUCUGUACUUGCUUCAGUCCCUGCAUGUGCGGAUAGGUGUGGAUUGAAGGGUGUGGGUGGUAGAAGGCAUGAGGACUUUUUUGUGUAGGACCGACACAUGUCCUCGGCGCAAACGUUAAUUCCACAAGAUAUAGGGAUCUAGUAAACAAUGUCCGAGGAGAAAGAGGAUAAAGACUCGUUAAAGGAAUCUAGACCUAGCUGGAGCCGUCACUUAGAUUUCGUCAUUACAUGCGUGGGCAAUGCUGUCGGUCUGGGUAAUAUUUGGAGGUUUCCACAUCUUGCGUAUGUCAAUGGUGGAGGGGCGUUCCUUAUUCCAUAUACCAUCAGCUUGAUCUUUAUGGGAAUACCACUGUUCUGUUUGGAGCUUCUUAUUGGACAGUUUUCUAAUUCUGGACCGUUAACUAUAUGGGAGCUGAAUAUUCUGUUUAAAGGUCUAGGGUACACUACGUUAUGGCUGGCCACAAUUAUCUGCAUCUACUACAACCUGGUGGUCGCCACUUCCUUCUUCUACCUGUUUGCGUCCAUGCAGAGUACUGUUCCUUGGUCCACCUGCGGCAACGACUGGAACACCUGCUACUGUCGGACCCGCGGCAUGAACACAAGCCUGGAUGAUCCCCUCCUGUGGUUCAACUCGACCGGACUAAACUGCACUGGAAUUGAUUUUAAGCCUGAGGAUGUUAAAAGCUCAUCUGAAGAAUAUUAUUACAAAUAUGUCCUUGAAGCGACUGGAGGAAUCUACGACCUCGGCAAAGUAAAAUGGGAUAUAACUCUCUGUAAUCUACUAGCCUGGGUGAUUAUCUGCGCUUGUCUUAUCAAUGGUGUCAAGACUAUGGGCAAAGCUGUCUACUUCUUUGCACUGUUCCCGUAUGUUUUAAUGACUAUACUGCUAGUCAGAGGAGUCACUCUGGAUGGGGCCAAGAAAGGAAUAGACUAUUACCUCAGCCCCGACACCUCUAAACUAACAGAGGCAAAGGUGUGGAAAGCGGCGGCCUCCCAGAUCUUCUUCUCGUUAAGUUGUUGCACCGGAAGUCUGACAGCGAUGUCCAGUUACAACAAGUUUGACAACAACGUCCUCAGAGACAGCAUAACGAUUCCAAUCAUCAACUGUUUGACAAGUUUCUAUGCUGGAUUCGCCAUUUUUUCCAUUUUGGGAUUCAUGUCUGUCAAUACAGGCGUUUCUGUAGCCAACGUAACAACUGAUGGUCAAGGUCUUAUUUUUGUUGCGUAUCCAGAAGCGUUGUCUGAGUUACCAGUUCCUCAACUGUGGUCUUGUUUCUUCUUCUUCAUGCUUAUCUGUCUUGGUCUUAGCACACAAUUCCCCAGUGUGGAAGCGGUGUUAACAGGUCUCCAAGAUGAAUUUUCAAGUCUGCGCAAGAAAAAGUACGCCAUGAUGUUCCGAGUCAGUGUGUGUGUCAUCGGUUUCCUGGUGGGUUUGCCCAUGUGUACACAGGGAGGUACUUACCUACAAGACUUAUUUGACAACGCUGUUGGCCUCCCCCUUCUUCUCGUGGGAUUCCUGGAAAUUUUCGCCAUCGUCUGGAUUUAUGGCUUGAAAAGAUUCACUGAAGAUGUAAUGUUGAUGGUAGGUGGCGUGAAGUCAGGGAGGAUACUAUUCUAUGCGUACUAUGUAUGGAACUGGGUCUUCUUCGCACCACUUCUUAUACUUGGUAUUAUUGUAUUCGAAUGCAUUCAAUACGAACCAAUCAUCGAUGAGCAUUACCCAGCGUGGUCCGAGGCUAUAACAUGGAGUACUGUUGGUUUUAUUAUGGUCUGGAUGCCAGCUUGGUACAUAAUCAAGUUCUGCUUAGAAUGGAAGAAGGAAGAUUUCAAACAUGGAGGCAGACUUUUCGUUCAACUGAAUCAGCCGACCAUCAAGUGGGGGCCAAGGGACGCGGAAAACAGAACACUCCCACGCUAUCAAAAGUACCUUCUUGAACAGAAAAACAAAGGUGAUAUCUUACAGCAUCAAAACCAUCAAACAGACGUUCCCAUGGAAACUAAAGCAGUUCAAGGUCAUGACAACGAAGCAUUUACUCCGGAAACAGUUAUGUCUUGGAAGUUUUAAUUCAAAGACAAUUAAAUAUUAUAUCUUCAAAUAUACAACUUAUAUCUAUUGCCUGUUCAAAUCUAUUUGAAAUUAUUGAAUUUGUAACAUUUUUUUUGACAUAUCAUUAAAUAUCGUUGUAUAUACUCAUUUAUAGUUAAGUACUUAUAUAAUUACAAUUUGACACGCAUCGGUCACUACUGUCAUUGUUUUUAUAAAAGAAACAAAUGCACAUGAUUUUCGCAACGAAAUUCAUGUACAUUGACUGAUAGUAAAAAAUAAAUAUUAUAUUGUAAAUAUAAA